Molecule: messenger RNA, 1532 nt
Organism: Colletotrichum acutatum
Lineage: Eukaryota; Fungi; Ascomycota; Sordariomycetes; Glomerellales; Glomerellaceae
Product: glycosyl hydrolase family 61-domain-containing protein
Exons: 1
Coding region: 309-1304 (331 amino acids)
Source: RefSeq, a predicted model, not a curated record
GAUGGAUCAUGGCGGCUGACAGUCUUUCGUUCCCAUCCUCUUAGUGCGCAAGGGGUGGUGAGAUAUCUUCGAUAUAAGACAACCAUUUCUUCUCAUCAUUUUCAUCUUUUCUCUAUUCUCUCUUCGUUCUCAACCAUCGCUGUGUCUUUUGUCAUUGUACAAACCACUUUCUUUCUUUUUGAAACUUCACUUUCAUUCAUUCCCUGGUGGAAAAUCAAUCUCUUCAUUUUCUUCCUGUCCAAUCUUUCCAACCUACCGGUCUUCACCAACCAAAACCAACCAAAACCAACCCACAACACGAAAUCAAGAUGCGCUCCUUCGCUCUCCUCGCUGCCGCGGCCGUCGUGCCCCAGGCUAUGGCCCACUACGUCUUCCCUACCCUCAUCGUCAACGGUGAGCAGACCGAGCGCUACCAGUACGUCCGCGAGGCCAAGAACUCCAACUCUCCUGUCACCGACGUCACCUCCGACGGCAUCGUCUGCAACAUCGGCGGCAACGACGACGACGUCCUCGCAAAGACCCAGACCAAGGCCGUCAACGCCGGUGACGAGGUCGGCUUCAUCGUCGAGAACGACAUGGGCCACCCCGGUCCCCUCGCUGUCUACCUCUCCAAGGCUCCCUCCGGCGUCGCCUCCUACAAGGGUGACGGCGACUGGUUCAAGGUCUACGAGCUGUCCACCUCCAACAUCACCGAGGCUGGUCUCCAGUGGGCCACCUACGUCAACAACGCCGGUAUUCACAACUUCACCUUCACUCUCCCCAAGGAGGUCCCCACCGGCGAGUACCUGAUGCGCGCUGAGCACAUUGGCCUCCACGGCGCCGGCACCAAGGGUGGUGCCCAGUUCUACAUCGCUUGCGCUCAGAUCUCCGUCACCGGUACCUCCACCGAGACCCCCUCGCCCGUCGUCAAGUUCCCCGGCGUCUACACCGGCGAGGAGCCCGGUCUGUUGAUCAACAUCUACUACCCCGCCCCCCAGAACUACACCGUCCCCGGUGGCCCCGUUGCCUUCUCCGGAUGCGAGGACCACACUGCCAACCUUCUCGGCCAGACCUCCGACGGUGACUGCACUGGCUCCGAUGGUGCCACCACUCCCACCACCCCUACUACUCCUACCACCCCUUCCACCUCCGCUGCUCCCUCUGCCGGCAUCCCCGACUACAACGGCGGCAACAGCACCAGCCCCGCUGAGCCCUCUGCUGCUCCCACCGCUGCCGCUGGUGAGGGUGGCGACUGCGAGAAGUCUGCUGCUCGCCGCCGCGUCCGCUCCAUGCGCCGCAAGCUUGCCCGUGCUGCCUCUUUCUAAAUCAGUAAAGAGAGUUGAGAGAGAGAGAGAAAGAGAGAAGUUGGAAAAGUCUUUUGGACAUAAACCACUGAGCUAUGCUAUCACCACUUGGUAUUAGCAGCGCUCAACACAUUAUUCUUGUACAUACGUAUGACUUAAGACACUGGAUGUAAAUGCGAUUAGAUAUCGGGCGAUCCUUUGUACAGAGGCGUCCUCAUGUUUGAAAUAUGAGAAUCAUUCCAUAUGAAA